UUAACUUUCACAACUUAGAAUCGCUUUGUGCCAAGUUUUGUUGAAAUUGGCCCAGUAUAGUUCUUGAGAAUAUGACGAAAAUGAGAAAAGUUUACAGACAGACAGACAAAAUGUGAUCAGAAAAGCUCACUUGAGCUUUUAGCUCAGAUGAGCCAAAAAAUGAUUCUACACAACCAAAUCUAUUAUGGGCUGCAUAAACUUUUUAAUCACCCUAACGUCAUUUUUUUAACACAUCAAAAGCAAAUUUUAAACUUGAAAUUCUUAACCUCAAAACAUCAACUCUGACAUUGAUUCAAUUCACUUGUCUAAAUAAACUUUUUUCUUGUUUAUAAUUGAUGUAUGUUUAUAGCAUACUUUCAUGGUUUUGGUGAUGAUUGUAAUUCAGGUCUCUGAUGUCUUUGUGUCAAAAACGUCCACCCACAGGGUGGUUAGACUAGACCAAGGGGGUGGCGUUUCAAUUAAGAUGUGGGGAUCCAAGUCCUCCAUUUCCCCAGGAAUAGGCUCAAGCAUUGAAGCAAAAUGUUUGAAGGUCGCUUCAUACAAAGACAAAAAGGAGUUCCAUUCCACCCAAAGUACUACCAUCAAAGAGGUUGAAGAGCAAGAGAAAUCAUUUGCAGGAAUAAUUACCAGCAUCGAUUUUGACAGUGGACUUGCCGAUGUUGAGGUAAAGGGGAUUGAGGAGUCGGUUUUAAUUCCUCCUGCACUCCUCCAAGAACUCUUUCCCACCAGUGUGUUCUCCACGAGACUACCACUCACUGGAAUUAAAGUGGAAAACAAACUUGUUAAAAUGUAA
Magallana angulata is the source of this 793-nucleotide messenger RNA. RefSeq lists its product as uncharacterized. The coding region runs from base 359 to 793 and encodes 144 amino acids. The record is from RefSeq and is a predicted model, not a curated record. Lineage: Eukaryota; Metazoa; Mollusca; Bivalvia; Ostreida; Ostreidae. The transcript has 3 exons.